CCGUGAGGAAGAGGGAAAGAGGGAAGAGAGUAUCUGUUUGCCCCGCUCUCCAGAAAGGAAAGAGGGGGGAAAAACUGGACAUCCUUUUUCGCCUCAUUUUUUUUAGGAAUGAACGCCGAGACGUGCGUCUCAUACUGCGAUAUGACAUCCAUGGAUUCAUAUUAUAGCCCGUCUGCGCCGCAAGUUAGGGAUCACCAGGCGAACCCGUUUAGGACAUUCCAAGCGAGUGACACCAAAUACAGCCCCACUUUCCUAACCAACAAAGGACAGGCUUAUGGGGAAAAGUCGCGAAGCCCGUUCCAGCAGGAUUGCCAGUCAUUGGAUGCCACAGUGGCGGAAGGCACCUUUAACAAAUACCACCUCUUCGUGCAGAGAUCGUCCUGUAAAACGCCUCCCGAAGGAAGCAAACUCCACCAGGAAAGCGGACACAACGGAGCGCUCAUCUCCUGCUAUGCCAAAGACAGCCCGGGGCUGACGGACUCUGAGCUCCCCCCCACCGCAGACCCUGCCGGGAUGGACGGGUCCUACCUGGGCCUGAAGGAGGCCGGGGGGGCGAAGGCCCCCCAGGAGAGGCCGGGCCCGGAGCUGACCGGCCCGCUGGACAAGGGCGAGGGCGAGAGCAACAAGGGCAAGAAGCGGCGGAACCGCACCACCUUCACCAGCUACCAGCUGGAGGAGCUGGAGAAGGUGUUCCAGAAGACCCACUACCCCGACGUCUACGCCCGCGAGCAGCUGGCGCUGCGCACCGACCUGACGGAGGCCCGCGUGCAGGUUUGGUUCCAGAACCGCCGGGCCAAAUGGAGGAAGAGGGAGCGUUUCGGGCAGAUGCAGCAGGUCCGCACGCACUUCUCCUCCGCCUACGAGCUGCCGCUCCUGUCCCGGCCAGAGAACUAUGCACAGAUCCAGAACCCGUCCUGGAUUGGGAGCCCCAACACGUCGUCCCCCGUCCCCGGCUACAUGGUGCCCUGCGACACCGUGACCUCCUGCAUGACCUCGCACCCCCACGGGGGCGCCGGCGGGGUGCCCGACUUCCUGGGCGUGUCCAGCCCCGAGGGUCACAUGGGCGGCCUGUUCGGCGGCCCCGGCAUGGGCGGCGGCCUCAACGGCUACGACCUCAACAUGGACCCCGACCGCAAGUCCUCCAGCAUCGCCGCGCUCCGCAUGAAGGCCAAGGAGCACAGCGCCGCCAUCUCCUGGGCCACAUGAUGCCCCGGCUCCGCCCACUGAC
Molecule: messenger RNA, 1228 nt
Organism: Anguilla anguilla (European eel)
Lineage: Eukaryota; Metazoa; Chordata; Actinopteri; Anguilliformes; Anguillidae
Gene: alx4b
Product: ALX homeobox 4b
Exons: 4
Coding region: 109-1206 (365 amino acids)
Biological process (GO): regulation of transcription by RNA polymerase II
Molecular function (GO): DNA-binding transcription activator activity, RNA polymerase II-specific; RNA polymerase II transcription regulatory region sequence-specific DNA binding
Source: RefSeq, a predicted model, not a curated record